Penaeus monodon (black tiger shrimp) is the source of this 2117-nucleotide messenger RNA. Its product is annotated as synaptogenesis protein syg-2-like. The transcript is spliced from 13 exons. Gene Ontology annotation, biological process: cell-cell adhesion. NCBI's taxonomy places the organism in Eukaryota, Metazoa, Arthropoda, Malacostraca, Decapoda, Penaeidae. Gene Ontology annotation, cellular component: cell-cell junction. Gene Ontology annotation, molecular function: cell adhesion molecule binding. The coding region runs from base 92 to 2014 and encodes 640 amino acids. The record is from RefSeq and is a predicted model, not a curated record.
UGAAACAUCCUCGAGUCUUCCAGCGUCUUCCAUCAGCUGGCAGACAGAGGGAGAGCCACUCCAAGGUGCCAUCUCCAGGCGAUCCCCGGGCAUGUUUGGAGGCACUGUUACCAGGUCCGAGCUGGUGGUGGUGCCAACGCAGGAGGAGAACGGCAAAGUUUAUUCUUGUGAAGCAGACAAUGACAUGGCUGCUUCUGUGACCACUAACAUCACGCUCAAUGUGUUGCAUGGUCCAGUGUGGGUGCAGACACCACCUGGAACGGUACAGGUGGCGGAGGGGGAGGAGCUGGUGCUCACGGCCUCUGCAGUAGCCAAUCCUGGUCCGAUAAGUUACAGCUGGUGGCGUGGUCCCAGUAUCCUCGAGGGCGUGGGCGUCGAGGGAGGACAAGAUGGGCGUGUCAAAAUUCUCCGUAUGGGGCGUCACCAGUCCGGAAAAUACUCUGUCAUUGCCCAUGGCCCCAGUGAAGAUAUCACGGCGGUUUUCAACAUUAGCGUGCUGUCCAACAUACUAACCCCCAUAAUGCGCUCGGGCCAACCUCUGCCCACAGACGGUCCUGAAGAGGCGGUGGUGGCAGAGCGGGUGGUGGUGGACGAGGAGGGGCCUGCCACCAUUCUCUGCAGCGCCGAAGGAAACCCCACACCUAAUGUAACGUGGACGAGAGACCUGGAUUGGGAUAACAGUUCCCGAGCGGCGUUGUCGGCGGGGCUGGGCGAGGCGCGGAUCGUGCUGGAGUGGGCGACGCAGGCGGACACGGGCCUCUACACCUGCCUCGCCGCCAACAACAUCUCCGCCGCGCCGCCCGCUACCACGGCGGUUGUGGUCACGCAGCCGCCCGUGUUCGUCUUGGCGGGCACGGAGGAGGAGGAGUGGGGCCGCACGCGGUCGGCGGAAGGCACGAACGGCAGGGUAGAGUGCCGUGUCAGGGCGGCACCGGCACCCUCGUUCACCUGGUCUGCUGCCAACAACGUCGAGCUUCACAAUAACAAGAAAUAUUAUAUUCAUGUACCACAGCUGGUGGACAGAGUAGCGGAAUGGAUAUCUGUUCUGGUUGUGAGGAACAUCACGCCCGCAGACUACGGCCUUUACACGUGCACCGCCCACAACUCUAGGGGAUCGCACGCCUCCAACUAUUCCCUAAGUCCGCCGAUCUUCCCUGAUGUUCCCUUGGAUGUUAAUGUCACGCAGGUCUCCUCCAGCACCGCCGUGGUGACCUGGCGGCACAACAGAAUGGGAGCGCCUGCCUGGGGAUACACCAUUAGGUACAGAACCAUCGGCAAAGAGAAGCAGGAGCAGCAGAUCGUGGACGCCAGAGGACCCAACAGGACCAAGACUGUGAUCGAGGGCCUCAGUCGUGGGUUGAGGUACGCCUUCACUGUCCAGGCUUAUAAUGAACACGGCCGCUCCAAUCAUUCCCUACCUGCAGCGUCGGUUCAUAUGCUUGAUCUGUCCGAGGGCGUGGCCAGCAGCAGCAUGGACAGUAGUCAGUCGAGAAUGCCACGCCUCAUUCUCCUGCUGCUCUCACUCACCGGCACGGCGCUCCUCAUCGUCAACGUGUCCAUCAUAGUCUGUUUCCUCAGGCGGAGGGCUCAAAGGAGGAACCUGUCGGAUUCCAGCUCUAAGUUCACUCUCUCGACGUUACCAUCAAGCAAAAGCACCUUUGAUGUAUAUGCACCAGCUGUGACACCACCUGCGCCUCAUGUGGACCACCUGCCUCUUACUGCUGCAAGCACUAUCUCACCUCCAGACUAUCAGGUGGAGUGCCACACGGCGGACGACACGCGCGAGAGUGCCAGCGUGUCCCCCCCUCCCACCAGCGCCGAGCCCCAGCCCCCUCACGUGACUCCCCCCUCGCCAGCAGCAGCCCGCGGGCGAAGGCUACGAGUCCUUUGCUCAACGGCGGGAUCCGCAGCUCCGGUGACUCCUACCGCCCGGAGGAGAAGACGGGGAGCUUAUCCCACAAAGCCAUCUACUGCAAGACGCCGCAGCUCUCGCCCCAGCUGGGCCGCAGCAUGACCCUCGACCGGCAGUCGGGAGGUCUCCACGCCCCUAGCAAGCCCGACGUGUGCCCCAGGAGCUCGAACAGCCGCGAGCCUUUGCUGCAGCAGAGCUCGUACCC